Molecule: messenger RNA, 609 nt
Organism: Kwoniella shivajii
Lineage: Eukaryota; Fungi; Basidiomycota; Tremellomycetes; Tremellales; Cryptococcaceae
Exons: 3
Coding region: 1-609 (202 amino acids)
Biological process (GO): ribosomal large subunit biogenesis
Cellular component (GO): nucleolus
Source: RefSeq, a predicted model, not a curated record
AUGCGUAUCGAGAAAUGUUACUUUUGCUCGACGAAUGUCUAUCCAGGACACGGAACGAUGUUCGUAAGGAAUGAUGCGAAAUGUUUCAGGUUCUGUUCUUCCAAAUGUCACAAGAACUUCAAGAUGAAGAGGAAUCCUAGAAAGGUCAGAUGGACAAAAGCUUUCAGAAGAGCAAAUGGUAAAGAGAUGGUCGUUGACUCCGUCUUCGAGUUUGAGAAACGACGAAAUGUACCUGUACGAUACGACCGAGAACUUGUCGCUACUACGCUCAAAGCCAUGGAGAGGGUCGCUGAGAUUCGAUCCAAGAGAGAGAAAGCCUUCUGGAAGAACAGAAUGUCCGGUAAUGCAGCUAAGAACGCCAGAGACGCAGCAUUAUCGAUUGAAAAACAUAUCGAACUUGUUCAACCUCGAUCAUCGACCAAAUCAUCUCUAUCAACUUCCACAAUCGAAGAAAAAGAGAAAAUCAGAGAAAAGAUCAAAGUUCGUGCAGCAGGCAAAAAAGCAAUGGCUUUACAACAAUUAAAAUCUGCAAAUCAAUCGAAGAGAAGUAACAAGCAAAGUAGAUUAAUCCCUGCUGAAGGUGGUGGUAUGGGUAUGAGCUUGGAUUAG